Messenger RNA from Punica granatum (pomegranate), 1691 nucleotides. The record is from RefSeq and is a predicted model, not a curated record. Lineage: Eukaryota; Viridiplantae; Streptophyta; Magnoliopsida; Myrtales; Lythraceae.
GGGGGAGAGACGAGAGGAGGGUGCAAGCGAGGCGACAACCUUAAAACAGAAGCCAUGGAAGUUGAGGAAAGCAACCUGCCGAAAAUGGCCAAAGCCAUCGUCCAACGACCCCUCUCCAUAGUUUUCCGAAUCAUGGGUGUGAGGGCUUUCUUGGCAGUGGCCGCGCUGCUGGUGCUAUCGGCGACGGUGGCCUCUGGGAAAGUUGCCUUCGAGGUGCACAGCAAGUUUAAGGGCCGCCAGAGGUCGCUCAGCGAUUUGUGGGAGCACGAUUCCACCCGCCAUGGCAGGCUGCUCUCCGCCGUCGACCUCCCCUUGGGCGGCAGCGGCAAUGCCACCAGUACCGGGUUGUACUAUGCCAAAAUCGGAUUGGGGAGUCCUUCCCAGGAUUAUUACGUGCAAGUCGACACCGGAAGCGAUAACUUGUGGGUGCUCUGUUCUAGCUGCAACAGUUGCCCCACCAUGAGUUACCUUGGGCUAAAGCUCGAAUAUUAUGAUCCGAAGGGGUCGUCCACUGGUAACUCGGUCACCUGUGAUCAGGAGUUCUGCAGGUACGCUAACAAUGGUGCCAUACCGGAUUGCAAGUCCGAUAUGCAGUGCAAGUAUAAUGUCACUUACGGGGAUGGGAGCUCAUCCGCUGGGUACUAUUUUAAGGAUUAUGUGCACUUGAAUCAAGGGACCAGGAAUCUCCAAUCUUCAUUGGCUAACGCGAGCAUAAUAUUCGGGUGUGCAACUAAUCAAUCAGGGAAUUUGGCCAUGGCCUCCGGAGCUCUCUCUGGACUUAUGGGUUUUGGGCAGUCAAACACUUCUGUGCUUUCGCAGCUCGCUUCGGCUGGAAAGGUGAAGAAGAUUUUUGCUCACUGCUUGGAUAACAAACGCGGUGGUGGAAUCUUCACCAUCGGGGAAAUUGUCCAGCCGAUAGUUAAAACCACUCCGUUGGUACCUCAUCAGUCCCAUUACAAUAUUGUCAUGAAGGCCAUCGAGGUUGAUGGAGAGGCAAUACAACUUAGCAUGGGUAUAUUGGGCUUGCUCUACGAUGAAAUAGAAGCAAUUGUUGACAGUGGCACAACCUUGGCCUAUCUUCCUGGGGACAUAUAUGACUCGGUCAUGAGCAAGAUUAUGGCGAAGCAACCUGGACUAGUAUUGCGCAUUGUUGAUAAUACGUUUUCCUGUUUUGACUUCUCUGGAAAUAUGGACGAUGGGUUUCCUGCUGUCAAGUUUCAGUUCGCUGGUUCCCUUAAUUUGACAGUAUAUCCUCACGAUUAUUUAUUCCAACAUGAAAACGGUUGGUGCUUUGGUUGGUUGAGGAGUUCAGUACAGUACGGUGGGAAGGAGGUAGUCCUUCUGGGAGAUUUGGUGCUUUCAAAUAAGCUAGUUAUAUACAACCUUGUAAAUCAGACAAUUGGAUGGGUUGACUAUAACUGUUCAUCAAGCAUUCAAGUGAAGGAUGAGAAAUCCGGGGCAACACACACUGUUGGCACCCACAAUCUGAGUCCGAGUUCUGCUCCAGUGGUCGGCAGAACGUUAACGUGGUUCCUGUUGAUACCCGCUGUUCUGUACAGUCUUGCAUGGUAGUCCUGCUCACAUUCGAAAAUUUCAGAGUAGCCACAGGAAGAAGGGAAGAAUGAGAAGGAAUGUCACAGUGGUGAAAAUAGCUGAUGAUGAUAUUGAGACAGAGAUAAACCAAAUUAUAU